Molecule: messenger RNA, 5147 nt
Organism: Lepus europaeus (European hare)
Lineage: Eukaryota; Metazoa; Chordata; Mammalia; Lagomorpha; Leporidae
Gene: NFATC2
Product: nuclear factor of activated T cells 2
Exons: 10
Coding region: 1-2763 (920 amino acids)
Biological process (GO): calcineurin-NFAT signaling cascade; cytokine production; regulation of transcription by RNA polymerase II
Cellular component (GO): transcription regulator complex
Molecular function (GO): DNA-binding transcription factor activity, RNA polymerase II-specific; RNA polymerase II cis-regulatory region sequence-specific DNA binding; transcription factor binding
Source: RefSeq, a predicted model, not a curated record
AUGGACGCCGCGGAGCCGCAGCCGGACCCCGACGGCGGGGACGCCUCGGGCCCCGAGCCCGGGGGCAGCCCCCAGGAAGAGUUCGACUUCUCCAUCCUCUUCGACUAUGACUAUUUGAAUCCCAUCGAAGAAGAAACGAGUGCACAUAAGGCCGGCAGCCCACCCUCCGGACUCGAAUACCCCGGUGAUGUCUUGGACUGCGGCCUCAAGCCGUACAGCCCCCUCGCCAGUCUCUCUGGCGAGCCCCCUGGCCGGUUCGCAGAGCCGGAUAGGGUAGGGCCCCAGAACUUUCUGAGCCCGGCCCAGCCAGCACGGGCCUCGGGCCCGAGCCCUCGGAUCGAGAUCACUCCGUCCCACGAACUGAUGCAGGCAGGGGGUUCCCUCCGCGCGAGAGACGCCGCCGGCCUUCUGCCAGAGCAGCCGCUGGUGGGGGCGGCCGCCGGCCCGAGGUUCACCUUGCCCGUGCCUGGCUUCGAGGGCUACCGCGAGCCGCUUUGCUUGAGCCCUGCGAGCAGUGGCUCAUCCGCCAGCUUCAUUUCCGACACCUUCUCCCCCUACACCUCGCCCUGCGUCUCGCCCAAUAACGGCGGCGGGCCGGACGACCUGUGUCCCCACUUUCAAAACAUCCCUACCCAUUAUUCCCCCAGAACGUCGCCAAUAAUGUCACCUCGAGCCAGCCUCGCCGAGGACAGCUGCCUGGGCCGCCACUCGCCCGCGCCCCGUCCGGCCUCCCGCUCCUCGUCACCUGGUGCCAAGAGGAGGCAUUCGUGCGCCGAGGCCGCGGCUGCCCCGCUGCCCGGAGCCUCACCCCAGCGCUCCCGGAGCCCCUCGCCGCAGCCCCGGGACGACGGCGCCCCCGCGGGCUACCCCCCCACGGCCGGCUCUGCCGUCCUCAUGGAUGCCCUGAGCAGCCUCGCCGGGGACGCGCCUUGCGGGGUUCCCCCGAAGAUGUGGAAGACCAGCCCUGACCCGUCGCCCGUGUCCACCGCCCAGGCCAAGGCCGGCCUGCCCCGCCACAUCUACCCGGCCAUGGAGUUCCUGGGGCCCUGCGAGCAGGAGGAGAGGAGGAACUCGGCGCCCGAGUCCAUCUUGCUGGUGCCGCCCACCUGGCCCAAGCAGUUGGUGCCUGCCAUCCCCAUCUGCAGCAUCCCAGUGACUGCGUCCCUCCCUCCACUGGAGUGGCCACUCUCCAGCCAGUCCGGCUCCUAUGAGCUACGGAUUGAGGUGCAGCCCAAGCCACACCACCGGGCCCACUAUGAGACGGAGGGCAGCCGAGGGGCCGUCAAAGCUCCAACUGGAGGCCACCCCGUGGUUCAGCUGCAUGGCUACAUGGAGAACAAGCCCCUGGGGCUGCAGAUCUUCAUCGGGACGGCCGACGAGCGCAUUCUCAAGCCGCACGCCUUCUACCAGGUGCACCGGAUCACGGGGAAAACCGUCACCACCACCAGCUACGAGAAGAUCGUGGGCAACACCAAAGUCCUGGAGAUCCCGCUGGAGCCUAAGAACAACAUGAGGGCCACCAUCGACUGUGCGGGGAUCCUGAAACUCCGCAACGCCGACAUCGAGCUGCGCAAGGGCGAGACGGACAUCGGCAGGAAGAACACGCGGGUGAGGCUCGUGUUCCGGGUGCACAUCCCCGAGGCCAGCGGCAGGAUCGUCUCCUUGCAGACGGCGUCCAACCCCAUCGAGUGCUCCCAGCGAUCCGCCCAUGAGCUGCCCAUGGUGGAGAGACAAGACACCGACAGCUGCCUGGUCUACGGGGGCCAGCAGAUGAUCCUCACGGGACAGAACUUUACGGCCGAGUCCAAAGUCGUGUUUACUGAGAAGACCACCGAUGGGCAGCAAGUUUGGGAGAUGGAAGCUACGGUGGAUAAGGACAAGAGCCAGCCUAACAUGCUUUUUGUCGAGAUCCCCGAGUAUCGGAACAAGCACGUCCGCACGUCUGUAAAGGUGAACUUCUACGUCAUCAACGGGAAGAGGAAACGAAGCCAGCCUCAGCACUUUACCUACCACCCAGUCCCAGCCAUCAAGACAGAGCCCACCGAUGAGUACGACCCCACUCUGAUCUGCAGCCCCGCCCACGGAGGCCUGGGGAGCCAGCCUUACUACCCGCAGCACCCGAUGGUGGCCGAGUCCCCCUCCUGCCUGGUGACCACCAUGGCCCCCUGCCAGCAGUUCCGCUCGGGGCUCCCGUCCCCUGACGCCCGCUACCAGCAGCAGAACCCGGCGGCCGUCCUCUACCAGCGGAGCAAGAGCUUGAGCCCCAGCCUGCUGGGCUACCAGCAGCCAGCCCUCAUGGCCGCACCCCUGUCCCUCGCGGACACGCACCGCUCGGUGCUGGUGCACGCCGGCUCCCAGGGCCAGGGCUCGGCCCUGUUGCACCCUGCGCCCGCCAACCAGCAGGCCUCGCCGGUGAUCCACUACUCGCCCACCAACCAGCCGCUGCGCUGCGGGAGCCACCAAGAGUUCCAGCACAUCAUGUACUGCGAGAACUUCGCGCCCGGCCCCGCCAGGCCCGGCCCGCCCCCCGCCGGUCAAGGUCAGAGGCUGAGCCCGGCCUCCUACCCCACGGUCAUUCAGCAGCAGAAUGCCACGAGUCAAAGAGCUGCCAAAAACGGACCGCCGGUCAGCGACCAAAAGGAAGUCCUGCCUGCGGGAGUGACGAUCAAGCAGGAACAGAACCUGGACCAGACCUACCUGGAUGACGUUAACGAGAUUAUCAGGAAGGAGUUUUCAGGACCUCCCGCCAGCGACCAGACGUAAAAGCAGCCGUCACCGCAGCGCGCCUUCCACAGCGGACCCCUCGGAGCCCUCCGCUGCCCACCCCGCGCCCUCUGCUGCCCGGCUCCCGGCCCCGGAGGCCGCCCGCGGGAGCUGGCCGCCCGCCUCUGCCGACACCAGCGCCUGCUCUUUGCAUCUUCGCUUCAAAUCCCCGGGAGCAUCCCCGGCUGAACGUGUCGGCGUCCCAGCCAGCUGUUAAGUGCCUGCCUGCCAACCAAAGCGACGUUCGGACCGAGCGGGGCCCUGCAGCUCGCCUGCGACCUGAGUGGCUAGAGCCUGGGUUGACACGCUGGGGACAGACGGAGGCUCCAGUAAAACCCCAGCUCUCGCUUUCACGCCCCCGUGCCUCUCCCAGGGCGAGCACAUUGCAGGAACACGGCCCGCGGGUCCCAAGUCCUCGAUACACACACACACACACACACACACACCAUGGUCCUUAGGGCUGGCCCUGUUCAUGCCUCCGCGAAAGCUUUAGUCCUGAAUUUCCUCCUUCCGGAACAAAACUGCCUUCCCAGCCGGGACCACCCGUUACAGCGUCUCGGGAUUAAGUUAUGAUGUGUACAAGUUUGUUAGCUUCUUUUUUUGCUCUGCUUCGGAAAGCCGACGAAGGCGACUGGGGUGACGCCCUCCUAGCCAACUGCCCCUCAGCCCAUGGGCAGCGGGCGUGUGGUUUCCGCAGACCCAGGCAUGUCCCUGGUUCCCGGGAGCCAGGCCCUGGCUGAGGCCACCAGCAACCUCGUCCCCAGGGGCCCUGCCUGCCUUCUUCCUAGCAGCCAGAGAGCCGGGGUAUUUUCCCCCACGCAGCUCGUGCGUGGGAUUUUGAGGAAUUGGCAGAAGGGCGAAAGCAAUAAAAAAAAAAGUGCAAGUGUUUUUGUUAAGGAAAAAGGACCCAAGUGCUUCGUUAAGUGGAUUUCCAUAGAGAGAGAGAGACAGACAGACAGACAGGAGGGGCCGCUUCCCUCUCCACCACCAACCUAAGGCAGGUCAGGAAAGUUCAGUAUUGGCCCCAAUACUCAGUGGUCAUUUUUGCUGGACUCCCCCUCCCCCUCAAGUGUUGGCGCUGCAGCCGUGUCCCCAGCAGGUGUGUCCUAAUGGAAGCCACGCUACCACGGACUGAGUUCUGCACAGACCACCUGUGCGCUACGUGGAAAUGCAAUCCUAAAUUUCACCACAAAAAAAAAAAAGUUAAUCUGUGCAUAGUCCCCCCCUCCAUAAUACACCUUUUUUUUGAAAACCUUUUGUACGUUAUUUCUCCCUAGUAUUUCUCGCCACUGAGCUCACUCCUGGUCCUCGAGUCUUCCUCCACUGGGGCAGUUUUUGCAAACAAAACUGAGUUCCCAGCAGGUGAAUUUUCUGAGCGCAGCUGUGCUCCGAGGUCUGAAUCCCACACCCUCCAGGAUAAGCUGGGGCUUCCUCUCCCGUCACCUGUGGCACCCAGGAAACGCUCAGCCCGCUUCCAAAGACGCAGGGAGCUCGCUCAGCCCGCUGCCCAGGGGCCCAGGCCGGGUCUCCCAAGUCUGGCUUCCCUGCCCAGCUCACUCAGCGGUGAACCUGAGAGCUGGGCCUGUGCGCUCGCUCGUGCGUCGCCUCUGGUUACCAUCUGGCAUUGAUUUCCCCCAUGAACCGGGGCAGCUUCCGUCCCCCUGCCCCGAGCGUGGAGUUGAGAACCUCUCUCUGUCAGCACACAGAACGCCAGCGCGCAGCCAGCCAAGCGAGUCCCUGCAGGCGCGGCUCUGACCUUGGGAACUUUCUCUGCACCAGUGCUGGCUUCACCGGGGAGGAGAGCCUCCCACGUGGCAGGCGAUCUGUUUGCACUUGACCUGGCUCGGGGCCGGGUCCCGCACUUGAGGGGAUCGGGCCCUUCCUCUGUUAUCUCAGAGUCUCACCCAAGUGCCUUCCUGCUAUUGUAGCACACCGCUCAGCUCCAUUGUCCUCCGGGUGCGAUUUCCGUCUGUCUCCUACCCGGGUGAGCGUGUGGGGCCUGCAGCUGCCCCAGCUCCUGCACACGGACGGACGUGUGUGUCUGGGGGUGUGUCACACACCCACGGACGAACACCUCUGUUGCCACGUCGCGACGCGAUAGUACAGGAAGCGCUUUCAUCCCCGGCUCUACCAAAGAGCCAAGGAAAGGAAGAAGCCACAGCGCUGAGACGAACGGGUUAAGGAACGUGAAGGAGACGGCUAUCAGGAAGUUGGAGGAGUUGCACAUGCCAGGAGGCAGUGUUGCCGGGAGUGAUUGCUCAGUUCGCGAAGAGGCCACGAGGCCGUCCACGGCGCGAGGCCGGCCAUCAGGGGUCUCAGGAGAGGAGGGGUGUGUGUUGUGUGUCACACGUCCGGGAGAAGGGCUCGGUUACGUCGAGGUUUGC